AUGCCAGUUCAGCCAUGGCACUGGAACAAUUUCUUCUUCCUGAACGCGGAGACCGGGGAGCUGUGUCAGAGGGAGACGAUUCCCCGGGCUGUGUACAAGAGAGGCGACCAAACUGUCCGGGAGGGGUUUCAGGGAUUUUAUAACUAUACCCUCAUGGUGGAGAGCUAUCAGGUUGACGACAGAAGUAAGUCCGACAUCGCCACCCUCCACGUGAACGUCAUCGAUCAGAACAUCCACGGACCCACGUUCAGAAGACGCCGCUACAAGGCUGAGAUAAACGAGUUUCCUGCCGUCAGAGCCGGUACCGUCGUCACCACCGUCGCAGCCGAGGACGAAGACUAUGGGCAGAACAGUCUGUUUGAAUACGAGCUCCUCACGAACCCCGCUGGGGCGUUCUGGGUCGACCCCAGCAGUGGAGAGAUAAAGGUCACCCGUCCUCGCGCGAUAGACAGAGAGAAAAAUGAGACUAUCACUUUUAAGGUUAGGGCUACAGAGAUCUCAACCAACGAGAAAAGGUUCAGUGACCCGGAUGCAGUCGUUGAGGUCACUGUCCUUGAUGACAACGACAACAAACCUAAAUUUAGGAGACCAUCGUACCGAUUUGAUGUGAAGGACAGUCUGACUGUUGGAACAACUAUUCACAAGGUUGGGGAGAGGAUUCGCGCCGAUGACCCUGACCUUGGUGAAAACGGCACCAUCCAUUUCUCCAUCAUGGGUGUCCAGACAAAGGGAGGGUCGUUCUCCAUGAAGGAUUUACAAAGAUUUAAGAUAGACAGGAACACAGGGGUCAUCAAACUGGCGGACAACCUUCGGGACCUGAGACGGAAGCGGAAGUUUCCCCAGUACAACGUCAUGGUGAAGGCUGAGGACCAGUCCCGUCGACCCAGGGACAGACUGUCCUCCGUUGUCCGCGUGGUCGUUCAAGUCACCGAGGCCAAUGACUUCCCGCCAUACUUUGAAAGAGCCAAACAAGUGUCUUACAUCAGCGAAGCGGCCACCAUUGGUUCUCUGAUUACCAAACUAAAGACGGCGGAAGCGAUAUUAACUGUCCAUGUGCGCGACACAAACGACCAUGCCCCAGUUUUCAGCCAAACAACAUACGACUUUACCCUGUCAGAAGACGUAUCAGCCAAUCACAUCAUAGGGAAAGUUGAUGUGACGGAUAAAGACGAAGGGCCCAACGGGAAACUGGUGCUUUCAUUGUCUGGGGAUCAUUCUGAUUUAUUUGGAAUUAAAAAGAACGGCUACAUCUACCUGCGUCGACGUUCUGCUGUCCUGGAUCGUGAGACCACUGACCGGAUCAGCAUACAGGUCAGGGCGGAGGAUCUCGGACAACCCCCGGAACAGGGUGACGCCGCUAUACGGAUACGUCUUCUUGACGUCAAUGACAACAGACCUGAGUUCACCAAGACUCGGUACGUCACGGAAAUAACAGAGGAAUCGCCUGGUCGUAACAGUCGUCGCAAACUUGUGCAGCUGGAAGACGAGGUGUUGGCUGAAGACGCUGACAAGGACGUCGAUAACCGCAACAUCGUCUACAGCCUACGCGGUGCUGGGACUGACGUGUUUAUGAUUGACAAGAGGACCGGGCGUGUGUAUAUCAGAGAGACAAGGCUUGUUGAUUGCGAGGUGAAGUGUGAUUACAAACUAAAGGUGAGGCUUGCUUUAAAGGUCGUGGCCCGGGAUCAAGGGGGGAAGGGUCUAGAGGGAACAGCUGAUCUGAUCAUCAAGAUCAACGACAUCAACGACAACAAACCCACCUUGACGAAGAACUACACCUUCCGCGCCUCACCACGGGCCAAGGUGGGGUCUGUGAUCGGGGACAUCGACGCCGUGGACGAUGACGUUGAAGCCCGCAACAGACGCGUUAUGUACGUGCUCAAGGACGGCGGCUACGGCAAGUUCAGCAUCGACUUCGACUCAGGCAUGUUCAGCAAGUUUAACCAGUAUUUGAUAGCCUUAACUUGA
Haliotis rubra (blacklip abalone) is the source of this 1968-nucleotide messenger RNA. Its product is annotated as protein dachsous-like. The transcript has 12 exons. Gene Ontology annotation, cellular component: plasma membrane; catenin complex; adherens junction. The coding region runs from base 1 to 1968 and encodes 655 amino acids. Gene Ontology annotation, biological process: adherens junction organization; multicellular organism development; cell-cell junction assembly. Gene Ontology annotation, molecular function: calcium ion binding; cadherin binding. The record is from RefSeq and is a predicted model, not a curated record. NCBI's taxonomy places the organism in Eukaryota, Metazoa, Mollusca, Gastropoda, Lepetellida, Haliotidae.